AUGGAAGACGUAAAUAAGGAGGGCAGGAGCCUAGUAACGUCAUUCAUCUCUCCGCUUCCCAGCUCUCUCCUCACCUUCCCCGCCUUCCCCUCACCUUCCCCGCUCUCCGCUCAUCCUCCCGCCCCUCCCCUCGUCUUCCCCGCUUUCCGCUCAUCCUCCCCGUCCUCCCCUCAUCUUCCCCGCUUUCCGCUCAUCCUCCCCGCCCUCCCCUCAUCUUCCCCGCUUUCCGCUCAUCCUCCCCGCCCUCCCCUCAUCUUUCCCGCUCUUCUCUCAUCUUCUCCGCUCUCCCCUCAUUCCCCCCUCUCUCCCUUCUCCCCCUCAGCACCCCCUUCAUAUCAUUGCCGCGCUCUCUUGUUCCUUCCUUCACGCCCACCCUCAUCUCCCACCACUCACUCACCCCUCGUUCCCCCUCUUUCCCCCACCUUCCUGCUUCCCCUUUUUCCGACUCACUCUUCGUCUCCUCCCUUCACCCAUACCUGA
Messenger RNA from Closterium sp. NIES-65, 480 nucleotides. NCBI's taxonomy places the organism in Eukaryota, Viridiplantae, Streptophyta, Zygnematophyceae, Desmidiales, Closteriaceae. The record is from the annotation of a GenBank genome assembly.